Seriola dumerili (greater amberjack) is the source of this 2424-nucleotide messenger RNA. It is a transcript of the gene pnkd, whose product is annotated as probable hydrolase PNKD. The transcript has 9 exons. NCBI's taxonomy places the organism in Eukaryota, Metazoa, Chordata, Actinopteri, Carangiformes, Carangidae. Gene Ontology annotation, cellular component: mitochondrion. The record is from RefSeq and is a predicted model, not a curated record. Gene Ontology annotation, molecular function: hydroxyacylglutathione hydrolase activity. The coding region runs from base 1 to 1080 and encodes 359 amino acids.
AUGGCGCUUCCCGACUGGAUGGUAACGCUAAUUGCUGCUGCAUCCUUCCUCUGUUUCUUAUGUUUAUGUGUUCGCUACAGACGCUCAGGACAAGUGUUUUGGAGAAAACUGUUAAGCAAGAUAAUGGCCCGCACGGAGAAGCCACUGUUCAGAAUCGCGUACACACUCUACACCAGGACCAGACUUGGCUACAUGUACUACAAGAGGCAAAUGAAAAAAGCCAGGGAACAUUACCCUGCUGGACAUUCCACAGUCCACCCCAUGGAGUUUAAUGAUAUAAAAGUAAUUCCCAUCUCGGUACUGUCUGACAACUACAGCUAUCUUGUAAUAGACACAGCCUCCAGUGUUGCAGUUGUUGUAGACCCUGCAGACCCUCAAACAGUUCAGGCAGUCCUUAAGGAAGAGGGAGUGAUGUUAGAAGCAAUACUCUGCACACACAAGCAUUGGGAUCACAGCGGGGGAAACAAAGGGUUGAAAAGGCUUCACAGCUCAUGCCGAGUGUAUGGAAAUGCAGCUGAUAACAUUCCUGGCCUUACGCACCCUCUCACGCACAAGGAUUCUGUAACAGUUGGUCGGAUGCACUUUAAGGCCCUCUUCACUCCUGGACACACAGUGGGCCACAUGAUCUACCUCCUGGAUGGCCAAGCGGUCGGCGCUCCCUCCAGCCUCUUCUCUGGUGACCUGGUUUUCCUCUCAGGAUGUGGGAGAAUGUUUGAAGGCAGUGCAACAACAAUGCUGUCAUCUCUGGACACAGUCAGCUCCUUAAGUGAUGAUACUCUAUUGUGGCCUGGUCAUGAGUAUGCAGAAGACAACCUGCUGUUUGCUGCUGAGGUUGAGCCACGCAAUGCUGCCAGGGAAAACAAAUAUCAGUGGGUGCUGCAGCAGCGAGGCCAGAAGCUGUGCACGAGUCCCUCCACUAUUGGAGAAGAGAAGCAGUACAACCCUUUCCUGCGCAGCCACUCUGCUGAGCUCCAUCUGGCCCUAGGCCUCCAGCAGUUUCAGGAUGAAGACUGGACUCAAUUCAGGGCUCGUGUGCUGGAGGAGCUGCGGAAACGCAAAGACCUCUACAACAGGAGAUAGUACUAGCGAAAAGUCUGAUAAACAGCAGGGAACAGAGCAGUGAGCUCACCUGUAAAGGACAGUGGUACGAAAGCGGCAAUCUGCUACUGAGCUCUGAAAAAAAAGCCUGACCGGUUUUGUACAUUUAAAGGGGCAUUAAAUCAUUUUUGACCUUUAUCAACCUGUGUCAAUGACCACUAGGAACAAAGUCACAACUUCAUUAUUACAUAAUCCAAGUACUAAUAAUCCUAUUACCUCUCCACAUGCUGUAUGUUGUGGUAAUUUUGUGUUUAUAGACAGAGUAGUGCUCAUUUAUUGCCUCUUUAACACAGAGUCAUAACAACAAUGUAGAUUUGCAUGAGUACCUUCCUGGUAUAAUCAGAUUUCUCAUUCUGGUGUGUGAAACACAGGGUGAGAACAGGUCUGCACAUUACGUGGGUUAAUCAGCAUGUUAGGUACUGUAUUAUUGACUCCACAGUUUGUUUAAUUUUUAGGAUGAGCAAUCAAUUGUCUUCAAAACCUUUCAUGAAAAUGACUGUAUUUGGUUCGCUGGUUUAACAUUUACAUGCUGCUGAAGAGUAAUUAUUUUCUCCAUGGAAUAUUUGACUUGGACUUGAGUAUUUUGAUUGACUGAUUUUGAAUUGUUACAACUGUUAUAAUAAUGGUACCCUUAAUUUAACUAAUCGCACAAAUGCUUUUUGCUGUUGGUACAGCCUUUUAUGUGAAUAUGUUUGCUGAAUCCAAGAGUCAAUCGUGUUUUCACUUUAAAAAAGAUGUUACUAGCAUUAGUUCUUUACGGUGCACGUUAUUUGGCUACUAACUCUGUUUUUUCCCGUAGGAAUUUUACUUUAAAAUAAAAACGGUAAGGAUUUAUCUGCUCGUGGGCCAAAGAUGAAACACAUUUUGUAGUAAAGACAUUUUUUGUGCCUCUCAGAAAAUGUUUUUUGCUGAAGUAAUUGUUUGGCUUUUAGAACUGUAUUUUUUACUACAUGUCACUACAUGAACAGCAGCAUGUGUGAAAGAUUUAACAGACACUGCAUUGUAAUAUAUGAAAUAUGACUGAAAUUGCUAUUAAAAAGAUUUGUUUUUUAGCUAAUUUUAAAUUAAUUACUCAUGUCUGCCAAUUAAACUGAAUCAAGCUAUCUGUAGACAUACACUGCUUUGCAGUGAGUUUUAAUUGAUGUUUAAAAUGUGUAAUAUUUAGGUUGUUGAUGGAAUUGGAAGACUUUUCAUUUGCUUUCUAAUAUGAGAGUACAAUUUGACAUUGACUGUGACACUCAAUUGAAGGAAUGUUUUUAUAAUGAAUCUGAAAGUCAAAAUGAUAAAUAUUUUUUAAUAUAUUGAAGCGUUUAUUAUACUGUGACA